UCAACGAUAUUCAACUUCCAAGGCAUCAACUUCCCUAUGACGUUGGACCAGAUUGGGAAAUUUGAGAAGAUGAAUAAUCUCUCAAUCAAUGUCUAUAGCGAGAAGGAGGAAGUCAUUCUACCAGUCCGCGUGAGCAAGGAGAAGAAAGAGCGACACUUCAACUUGCUUUACAUCGAAGACGUGUCGGGAUGUGGAAUUGGACACUUCGCGUGGAUCAAGAAUUUAUCCCGGCUCGUUAACUCACAGCUCAAUUCUGAUGGGCACAAGAAAUACAUCUGUGAUCGAUGCCUUCAUUACUUCCCAACCAUUGAUAAGCUGCAGUUCCAUGAGGUGGAUUGUGGCGUUAUCAACGAUUGUGCCGUUCGACUACCAGCUGAGAACGACAAAUGGUUGGAGUUUACCAAUGCCAAUCGGAAGGAGCGUCUCCCGUUCGUGGUAUACGCCGACCUCGAAUGCAUCUUGGAGAAGACCAGCGCUGAAGAAAGGGAGAAAAAUAAGAUUGCUACCUUGGAAAACAAUAUUCCAACGAAAAAGCUGAUUGAACUUAAGGUAGGGAUUGAUCAUCCAAUUCAUCAUAUUCGAUCGGUGAAAACCAAAUUUGGAAAACGUUACAUCGCUAACAUCGGAGACCAAUUUACGGUCUUUUUACCGGGGAGACUUUACGAGGCCUUCGACCAAAACGAGGACGAAUUCGAAAAGCUGUUGGAGACGGCUUAA
Molecule: messenger RNA, 717 nt
Organism: Venturia canescens
Lineage: Eukaryota; Metazoa; Arthropoda; Insecta; Hymenoptera; Ichneumonidae
Exons: 3
Coding region: 37-717 (226 amino acids)
Source: RefSeq, a predicted model, not a curated record